UCUGUGGUCAACCGUCAAAGUCAAAAUAUCAAAAAAUUUUUAAUUUUUAAUUUUUUAGUUUUUAAGAUCUGUGUUUAAGAUAAUCUAGGGCUGUUCUGUGAUCUAGGGUUUCUUUACCCAAUUAAUUCAAACAAAUGUUAUUAAAAUAGUUGUUCAUGAUGGAAAAAACACCAUAGUAUGUAAUAUUUUUAAUAUAAGUGAGGAUAUACAUUUUUUGAAAACAAACGACAUAGAAAGUUUACUGCUUUACUUAAAAAAGACAAAAAUGGCUUUCAACGGAGUCAAUAUAUCAGUUGAAGCGCCAAUCGAAAACCAAAUUCAAGAGAUCACUUAUGAUGGAGUAGAAAUUUAUCAACCACCUCUAACAUUAUCUGAGAGCCUAGCAAAAUACGCCCAAAAGAUCGACUUCAGUAAAACCGAGGCAGAUUUAAAAUGUGAAGAUACUCUAGACGAUUCUAAAUCGGACAGCGAUAGCAAAGAGGCAUUUCAGUCAUCUUUAUGGCCAUGGGAUAAUGUCAGAAAUAAAUUGAGAAAUGCCUUUCAAGAAAUAUGUGUUUUAGCUGAUGUAUUAGCGGUGGCAAAAGAUAAGAAAUAUAUGGUUUUAGACCCGGUACCGCAAGAACCACUAGAGACAAAAACUAUGGUCCAGAUAUUUGCAAGAAAAAAAGCUUUGGCAGGGGCUGCUGAUGUUUUGCUUGCUGGCGUUGAGAAACUGAAAACUUCCCAGAAUGAAGCAGCUAGAAACCGUACUACACCCGACUUUCAUAUAGAAUUGUUAAGAUUGCGACAAAACUGGAGGCUAAAGAAGGUUUCCAACACAAUUAUAGGGGAUUUGAGUUAUAGGACAGCCGGGUCUAAAUAUUUGCAAACUGGAACAUUCGAAGUGACUAAAGCAGAAGAAGAUGAAAAAUCUAGUAGUCCUCCAAGUAGUCCAGGGGGCGUUCCUCCCAUUAAACCAAGCAGUGCACUGAAAGUUUCCAUUCCUUCAGAGUUGCAAGGGGUUGCCUAUAUCGAAGUUUUAUGUCAGAAGGAUCAAGAGGAUCUCUGUUCGGCCAACAUAAAUCUACUCGGUUCGGGUGCACCUUCCUCCAAUCCCGACAUGCACUGGCAACAGAAACUAGAAGCUGCUCAGAACGUUCUCUUUUGCAAGGAACUAUUCAACCAGUUGGCGAAGGAGGCUGUGGAAUUGCAAGCUCCCAUUCCACACAUGGUUGUGGGAAAUCAGAUCAUGGCUACCGUGUUACCCGGUAUCCAACUUAUUAUUGCCCUGAGACAUUCAACUACGGCGGAUAAAAAGCUAGAAAAGCCGGCUCCGUCAAAAAGUGAACAUGAUCACGUGUUAGAACAUUCCUUACAUCAGUUACUGAGAGAAGUUCACCAUAAAAAUACUCAUCAUCCGUUUCCUCAUCCCGCAACGGGACCUUUGGGCCCAUCUAAAAAAAGAAUGAUGGCAGGGCCUAUGGCUGCUGAUCGAUACGAACUCCUCGAAAUGACCAAACAAGAAAAAUUACUCGAGCAAAUAGUGAAACAGGCGCAACAUUUUAUUAUGCGCAUGCGUACCGAGUACGUUUUGGACACUAUAGCCAAGGAGUUUAAGGAUCCUUUGAUUUCGUCCCACUGGAACACUCUGAACAGCCCCACGCAGUCCUGCGUUAAGAUAAAUAUAUCCACGCACGGAUACGAUGCCGUCUGUAGGACUCCUUUGGUAAUACACGUGGGGGAAAAGAGUCUAAAAUGUAUCUGCAGGGAUGGUAAAGUGAUGAACAUGAGCUACGAACCGCAAGAACUGAGAGAUUUGAUUUUUUGUCACAUAAACCAACAUCAAAUUUUAGCGAUACAAGCUCUGGCCAAGACAAUGGGCUGGCAGUCCCUAGGAAAUUCUAAUCAUUUAGGCAGUGGGCCAGUGGAACCUCUAGGAAACGCAGCUUCCUGUCUGCUGGUUUCGCCCACAGGCGACCGGAUUAUAGCGGUGCGUUGCGAGCCCCAGGCCAGCGGUCUGCAGGUUUCGGUGGCCCAUUCGCCCAGAACGGAUUUCUUUCCUAGCCGCCUGGUGACCGAACGCAAGUGGGAACACCUCGGAGGCCAGUUUAGGGACGUGAGGCUGGAUAAGAUGGAGGGAAAAAAUUUUCUACACAAGAUGGAAUUGCUGAUGGCCAGUUUAACCAGCAACUCGUAAAGAUAUAUCGAAGGAAAAUCAUUUAUUAAUAAGAAAUUUAGAUAUGAUUUUGUAAAAAAAUAUAUUAAAUAAACGAUUUGU
Sitophilus oryzae (rice weevil) is the source of this 2257-nucleotide messenger RNA. RefSeq names its product mediator of RNA polymerase II transcription subunit 17 (gene MED17). Gene Ontology annotation, molecular function: transcription coregulator activity. Gene Ontology annotation, biological process: regulation of transcription by RNA polymerase II. The transcript is spliced from 10 exons. The record is from RefSeq and is a predicted model, not a curated record. Gene Ontology annotation, cellular component: core mediator complex; mediator complex. Lineage: Eukaryota; Metazoa; Arthropoda; Insecta; Coleoptera; Curculionidae. Bases 266 to 2176 code for a protein of 636 amino acids.